GUGACGGGAUUAUCCAGGUAAUGAUUUAAUACUCAGGAUAUAUGUGGAAGCCGACAUCCAUUUCAGGACCUGUAAUCCUCAUCACAUCCACCGCCGUCGUGGGGUGAGACAGAGAAAUAGAACACUUGCAGGACACUUCACCUAAUUCCUGUGGACUACCGAGGCUGGCUGACUUGCUCUAUAAUGUAGAUUUGUCCCACAGGGAUUUUAAAGAAAACAAGUCACCAUGGGAGAAGUUCAGAAGGGCUUAUUCUCUGUCAUCCAGAAACUGAAAGGCACCACAGAACAGGAACUACGGAUUGUUCUGCUGGGCUUGGACAAUGCAGGGAAAACAACUUUGCUGAGAAAAUUAGCUUCUGAAGAUGUGAGCACAAUCACACCGACCCAGGGCUUCAAUAUUAAAAGUGUGGCAUCAAAUGGCAUGAAACUGAAUGUGUGGGACAUUGGAGGUCAAAGGAAGAUCCGCCCUUUUUGGAAGAAAUAUUUGGAAGACACCGACGUGCUGAUUUACGUCAUAGACAGUGCCGACAAGAAGAGGUUAGAAGAAACUGGACAGGAGCUGUCAGAUCUUAUAGACGAGGAGAAUCUGAAAGGUGUUCCUGUGUUGAUUUUUGCCAAUAAACAAGACCUUGUCGCCGCCGCUCCAGCGAGUGAAAUUGCUGAAGGACUAAACCUGCACACAUACAGAGACAGGCAGUGGCAGAUCCAGGCCUGCUCAGCCCUUUCAGGAGAAGGCGUGCAAGAUGGCAUGAACUGGAUUUGUAAUAAUAUUGUAGAAAAGAAAAAAUAGGCAAUUCACCCAUGGACUCAGGCUGUCUUCAUGUACACUUUUGUUUUUUUUAUUUUCAUUUUGUUUAAAAAGAUAAUUGAAAAUCCCUUGCUUUUAAGUGCUGCAGUUAUAUUUUGUGUUUUGUUACUACGAACAUUGAAAUUUACCAAAGAAGUUUUAAAGUUCUGCCUUUUUGCUUCCUAUUUUGAAAUACACACUCCUAAGACCGGGGAAUGAAAAUUGCUGUUGGAGCAAAACGUAAUAAUUUAUGACGAGAUCGCAGUGUGCUGAAGAGAAGGAAACUGAAAUGAAGCCUAACCAGCCUGUCAAUUCAGAACGACCAGCCUCUGAUGAUGAAGCAGCGGCCUUUGGUUUGCUCGGCGACAUCUUCAAUGGUGAGCAGUCGAACCAAGCGUUUUGUGAGUGAAUAGAAUGAGACGUGUCACGUAAACUCCUCAUACUGACUCAUAUCAUGAGGGUUUAGAAAGAUGCCAUUUUUGUUUGGCUGGCGCAGUGGUAGUGCUGCUGCCUUGCAGUAA
This is a messenger RNA of Polypterus senegalus (gray bichir), 1308 nucleotides long. It is a transcript of the gene arl3l1, whose product is annotated as ADP ribosylation factor like GTPase 3, like 1. Gene Ontology annotation, cellular component: cytoplasm; microtubule cytoskeleton. Gene Ontology annotation, biological process: cilium assembly. The record is from RefSeq and is a predicted model, not a curated record. Gene Ontology annotation, molecular function: GTPase activity; GTP binding. Lineage: Eukaryota; Metazoa; Chordata; Cladistia; Polypteriformes; Polypteridae. The transcript is spliced from 6 exons. Bases 227 to 790 code for a protein of 187 amino acids.